Molecule: messenger RNA, 423 nt
Organism: Caenorhabditis remanei
Lineage: Eukaryota; Metazoa; Nematoda; Chromadorea; Rhabditida; Rhabditidae
Exons: 1
Coding region: 1-423 (140 amino acids)
Source: RefSeq, a predicted model, not a curated record
AUGAAUAGCACAGUGGCGUCGUCAAUUGAGUCACCAACUUCUAGAAGGGAUUCAGGAGUCUCUUCUCAUUCUCAGAAUCCAUAUCAGUUUUGGGGCUCAUCGAUGACUCCAGGACCGUUAAUUAAAAAGGAACCCACUCCCGAAAAUUCUAGAUUCGAUAUGAAUUACACUUCCGGAGGAGCGUCUACUUCUGAUUCUCAGAAUCAAUAUCAGUUUUGGAACUCAUCAAUGACUCCAGGACCAUCCAGCGGUGUUAAAAUGGAACCCAUUUCUUUUAAUAUGGAUCUGAAUACUCAAUACAAUAAUCUACCACCAUUACACUCAUGGCAACCGGACCCAUACCCGCUCACGGCCACUCCAGGGCCAUCGAAUCAGCCAUGGAAUGAGAACAGCUUCGGACAGAAGCAGAACUAUAAGUUUUGA